Panicum virgatum (switchgrass) is the source of this 2102-nucleotide messenger RNA. RefSeq names its product glyoxylate/hydroxypyruvate/pyruvate reductase 2KGR. Gene Ontology annotation, molecular function: NAD binding; hydroxypyruvate reductase [NAD(P)H] activity; glyoxylate reductase (NADPH) activity. The record is from RefSeq and is a predicted model, not a curated record. Bases 145 to 1098 code for a protein of 317 amino acids. Gene Ontology annotation, cellular component: cytosol. Lineage: Eukaryota; Viridiplantae; Streptophyta; Magnoliopsida; Poales; Poaceae. The transcript is spliced from 2 exons.
CAUCUCGCCACACCUAAACCACACGAUGCUCUCUUCUAGGCUAGUGGUUUCUCUGCCACUGCCGCGUCACCACCUCGUCCCGUCUCCAACCCACACCCGCCGCCGCCUCCACCUGUUCCCCCUCCUGCCCGCCCGGCGGCAGAGAUGGAGUCCCUGGGCGUGCUGCUUCUCCACCCCAUGAACGCGUACCUGGAGCAGGAGCUGGACCGCCGCUGCCGCCUGCACCGCUUCUGGGAGGCCCCGCCGGGGGCGCCCCGCGACGAGUUCCUCCGCGCGCACGCGGGCUCCAUCCGCGCCGUCGUCGGCAACGCCUCCUACGGCGCCGACGCCGCGCUCAUCGACGCGCUCCCGGCGCUCGAGAUCGUCGCCUCCUUCUCCGUCGGCAUCGACCGCGUCGACCUCGCCAAGUGCCGCGAGCGCGGGAUCCGGGUCACCAACACCCCCGACGUCCUCACCGACGACGUCGCAGACCUCGCCGUCGGCCUCGCCAUCGCCGUGCUCCGCAGGAUCCCGCAGGCCGACCGCUACGUCCGCGCCGGCCAGUGGAAGGCCAAGGGCGACUACGCACUCACCACACGGUUCAGUGGCAAGAGAGUUGGUAUUCUGGGGCUUGGCAGGAUAGGCUUAGCUGUAGCAAAAAGAGCUGAGGCAUUCGGUUGCUCGAUCAGCUAUCAUUCAAGAUCAGAGAAGCCAUUUCCAAACUACAAAUUCUACGCGGAUGUUGUUGAUCUGGCAGCCAACUGCGAUGUGCUUAUUGUGGCAUGCUCGCUUAACGCGGAGACCCAUCACAUUGUUAAUCGUGAGGUCAUCAACGCACUUGGACCAGAGGGUGUGCUCAUAAACGUUGGCCGUGGAGCGCACGUGGACGAACCUGAGCUCGUGUCUGCACUUGUUGAGAAACGCUUGGGAGGAGCAGGCCUUGAUGUGUAUGAGAACGAGCCCUUUGCUCCAGAGCAGCUUUUGGGCUUGGAUAAUGUCGUCUUAGUUCCUCAUGUGGGCAGUGACACAGAAGAAACAUGCAGGGCGAUGGCUGAUCUAGUGCUAGGAAAUUUAGAGGCACAUGCGUCGAAUAAGCCGUUACUCACUCCAGUAAUCUGAUUAUUGUUGCUGGUAGCUAGUCAGAGAUUAGUAGAAGGAUAUCGUAGUAUGUUUUGUAAUGCCAACUCUGCAGUUUGCUAUUUUUAGUUUGCCAAUCAACCAUCGCAAGGGAAAUUAAUGCUGUUCUCUUUUUUUUUUUGUAAAGGAUCGUGUUAAUCAGCCAUGAUAAAUAAGAGUACCCAUAUGGUCUGGAUAUUUAUUUCACUGUUUUUUUUUACCAUGUUAUAAAUCUGUUGAUAUAGUACUAGCUAGCUAGAACAGCAGCAUUCUAUAUAUCCUAGUGAAGGUGAUGAAGUCUUUAAUUUCUGACAGAAUAAUAAUAUUGUGUGUGUGAGUGGUUGCAGUUCAGCGGGAAGAGAGUGGGCAUCAUCGGGCUUGGGCGGAUCGGUCUGGCCAUUGCCAGGCGAGUGGAGGCCUUCGACUGCCCGGUGAACUACUACCAGAGGACGAAGCAGGCGUACCCCAACUACAGCUACUACCCGUCGGUGGUGGAGCUGGCGGCCAGCAGCGACGUCCUGGUGGUGGCCUGCCCGCUGAACGCGGCAACCCGGCACAUCGUGAACCGGGAGGUGAUGGACGCCCUGGGGCCCAAGGGCGUGCUCAUCAACAUCGGGCGCGGGCCGCACGUGGACGAGGCGGAGCUGGUGGCGGCGCUGGCGGAGGGGCGGCUGGGCGGCGCCGGGCUGGACGUGUUCGAGGACGAGCCGCACGUGCCGGAGGCGCUGUUGGGCAUGGACAACGUGGUGGUGGUGCCGCACGUGGGGAGCGGCACGUACGAGACCCGGAAGGCGAUGGCGGACCUGGUGCUGGGCAACCUGGAGGCGCACGUCCUCAACAAGCCGCUGCUCACCCCGGUGGUCUGAUCACUGAUGACUGUGAUACGGUGUGUGUGUGUCAGUGUGUGGGAUGAAGCUGCAGCAGAGAUGUGCGCCUUUAGGAUUUGUUGUCGAUCGAAUCGACUCGUUCUGAAUAACAAACUGCUUGAGCCUUGAUGUGCUCGCUUC